This is a messenger RNA of Pimephales promelas (fathead minnow), 2488 nucleotides long. RefSeq names its product alpha tubulin acetyltransferase 1 (gene atat1). The record is from RefSeq and is a predicted model, not a curated record. Lineage: Eukaryota; Metazoa; Chordata; Actinopteri; Cypriniformes; Leuciscidae. Gene Ontology annotation, molecular function: tubulin N-acetyltransferase activity. Gene Ontology annotation, biological process: alpha-tubulin acetylation. Gene Ontology annotation, cellular component: microtubule.
UAUUCUAAAGCCGCAGAUUUUUGUUAUUGUGUCUAGAUUAAUUUAUUUUUUUGACAUUUUCAGAACUACAACUACACUCCUUUAAAAUAAUUACAGAUGUUGGUAGACUUCUGUGGUAUUUUGGCGUCUUGAAUCCUGCAGGCGUGUGUUUUAACAGGACUACGGCGCUCAAGCUGCUCAUCAUCUCGCUCAGAACAUAACGGAAGGGAGUGACACAAACAAUGGGAGGACAGAGGAAUCAUUGAUAACACCGCUACACAUCUAUGCAUCUAAACAAGCCUACUACUGAAGCGGCACUAAUGUGGAACUAGUAUUUUAAGUGCUGGCCAGUGAUGCAUUGAGAAUCGAUUGCCACUGUGAUAAAUGCAUCUGAAUCUGCAGUAGAGCAUUUGUAGAGUAUUGUUUUAAGAUUUCAGACCUGUCCUUACAAUGGAUUUCCCUUUCGACAUAAAUGCGCUUUUUCCCGAGAGAAUUGCAGUGCUGGAUAAUAACUUGAGUGCAGGUCGGAAAGCACAUAGCAGACCAGAUCCUAUUCUUCAAAUCACCACAGUUAUAGAUGAGCUGGGAAAAGCCUCCUCUAAGGCCCAGCAGCUGCCAGCACCUAUAACCAGUGCUGCAAAGCUCCAGACCAACAGACACCAUCUCUACCUCCUGAAAGAUGGGGAACAGAACGGCGGAAGGGGUGUUGUAGUUGGAUUUCUGAAGGUUGGCUACAAGAAGCUCUUUUUACUUAACCAACGGGGGGCGCAUUUGGAGACCGAGCCAUUGUGUGUGCUGGAUUUCUAUGUGACAGAGACCAUGCAGAGACAUGGCUACGGGCUUGAACUCUUUGACUUCAUGCUGAAACACAAACGGGUGGAGCCUGAGCAGAUGGCGUACGAUAGACCUUCGCCUAAAUUCCUGUCAUUUCUAGAAAAGCACUUUGAUCUCAAAAACAGCGUUCCGCAGGUGAAUAACUUUGUGGUUUUUGGUGGCUUCUUCCAGAGUAGAUCAGCGGUCCAAUUGAGAAAAGUUCCCCCCAAAAAGCCAGAGGGAGAGAUCAAACCAUAUUCACUAAUGGAAAGAGAAGUGGUACGGGAGGAGCAGAGGGCUCUCCCCUGGCCUUUUGUUCGCCCAGCGGGUCCCCCCCACUCUCCCCCGCUGCUUCCAUCAUCUCCGCAAUCCCGUUCGCUCAGUGUGGGAUCCUCCCCCAGCCGGGCCCCCCAACGUCCCGUCGUGGCCCUGGGGCUCCUGCAGGGUCAGACCCCUUCCUCUCAACUCAACGACAGCUGCAGGACAAAACGCACCAGCCACAAAGGUCUGGUUGCCAGGAGCAACCUCUACAGUCGCCAUUUCAACAGCCGAGACCUCGAGCAAUCAUUGGUGGAACGGCAGAACGGCCUAAAGCGUCCAGCUGUCAUGUGUGCUUCCUCAGGGCUGAAAGCAGUGCUCUGUGAGAGAGUGUGUGACUCAGGGGCAAAGGCAGAUGCAGUGGAACACAAACACACUUCAGAAAGAACGCAUCUUAAAGGCCAGGUUGUCGCCCUUCCUACACCUGCUGCCCCCAUUAAAGAUCAUCUUCAGGAGCAGGCCUCCAUAGCAUCUGUGAGCAAUGGAGAGCGAUGCAGCGACCUGAAGGCCAAAGUGUCACACAACAGAGAACAGGACCGGAGGAAAGGUGGAGCGGCCGAGAUCUCGAGUGGCGGAUGGUCUUGGACGGUUGGGGAGAGCCGCUGUACGGCGCAAUGGGUCCGGCAGAAGCAAGAGUAUCGCAGCACGCGACCGUGGUGACAGGACACCAUUGAAACAGGAAUAUCCGUUGGACAUUGCAAAAGAAGCUUGGAUAGAAGUAAGAAUAAUAAAGGGAAGUGGGGGGAAUGAAUUAAAUAUUUUUUAAUAAACCACAAAAGUGAAAAAGACCUUCAAUGAAAAUAACAUCAGCAGCUAUUUUUAACUCCAUUGGAUUUGUGGUUGUAAGACUUUUUUUUUUUUUUUUUUAAAUCAGUUCUAUUUAUAAAAAAACAUCAGCAAUACAUUUUAUGGCUUGUGCUUUUUUUUUUUUAUAUAGUUUUAUAAUCUGCUUUCAAAAACAGGUCUCUGCAAAAGUACAAUUUUGUUUCCAUGGAAAAUAAAAUGAAAUUGUUGAAAUUUGUUCUGUUAAAUUCAUUUAGAUCGCUGCUUUCAAACAACAAAUACUUUUACAGUAAAGCUGAUGCUCAUUCUUAUAAAAUGAUCACAUAAUUACCUCGAUCCCUUCUGGAAAUCAUUUAUAUUACACCUCUAAACAAACAGAUUAAACCCUUGGAAACAUUUGACCAAGGACAUUAGUGCAUGCAGCUCCUAAUAUCAUGUCUAAAGUUAUGAUACAUGUACCGUCUAAACGUCUCAGUCACAGUAGACAUCAUCAACUAACACUAAAAAGGGUGUGUAAGUACAUACAGAAGCUCACAUCUUUGCAAUCUGAAGUGGACAGCCGAAUAUUUUUCAAGAUGCAUGUUCAGCUGGAAUA